AUGGGGAAUUUGACUCGGAGCGCGGCCAGGACCCAGAGGGUCCAGCAACAGACCACCAUCCGAGUGGGAGGUUUUCAGAUGGCGCCUGCCUCACUCACCCAGAGAUGUGAGCACUGGGAUCCAGAGGUUGAGGUCCUCCAGUCCCCUCAGGACACAGUUUUGGGGGACUCGUCAGCAGAAAGAAAUUAUGAUGUUGGCAAUCGUGAACUAUUGGCAGUCAAGUUGGCCCUAGAAGAGUGGCGACAUUGGCUGGAGGGGGCCAAACAACCUUUCAUCAUCCUCACUGACCACAAGAAUCUUGAGUACAUCAAGACUGCCAAAAGACUUAACCCACACCAGGCCAGACCCGGGACCAAAAACACCAAACCUGAUGUUCUUUCUAGAGUCUAUGAGUCUGACCCRACCAGUGGCAACCAGGGAGAGUUCAUCCUGCCGGAUGCUAUCCACCUGGCCAUCACCCAAGUCGAGAGGGAAGUCAGGGAGGCCCACCAGAACUUUCCCCCUCCCAUGGAUUGCCCAGAUGUCUGUCUUCAGGAUUUCACCCUCAGACGGAUGGCCAGACUGAAAGGGCCAAUCAGGAGUUGGAGACCCGCCUACCGCCUACAUAUCCUGUGUGAGGACAACCCCACUAAAUGGGCUGAGAACCUCUCCCUGGUAGAACACUCCAUCAACGCCUUACCAUCAAGUGCCACUGGUCUAGCCCCUUUUUACAUCAUAUUUGGACAUCAACCAGCGGUGUUCACCACUCAUGAGCGUGCUGCCCAGGCUUACGCUGAUAUUCUGCAUGAUGCCAUGAAGGGGAUGCAGGUUGGUCUCCUGAUUGCCUGUGACGGUGGUGAACAGGGGGCCAUUCCACACGAGGUCUUCGAUGUGGCACUUGUGGAGGAGACCAUUGUGCUUCACAACAUUAAAGAUGUGACACUUGGCUUUGCUAUGCUUAUGGGCGUCAUCUACUGUGUCAAUCUCAAGUAUCCAGAUGACAUGAAGUAUUCGUUUGAGUUUCUUCAGAGAGUGGUGAUGAAGAUCAGACCAGACCAGGCCUCGGCUCGAGUACAUGUUUUCCGAAACAGAAUCCUGAGAUGUACUGUUAUUCCCUCCAUACCAUCUGGAGGUACCACGUCUUUCAACUGCACAGGAAUGACGGGUCGGGUGGUGAAUUUGUUCAGUUCUGCAUACAAUGUUCUGACAAUUUGUGAAGUAGAAGUAUAUGGAGAACCGGCAGCUCCUCUAGCAUCCUUCAGCGCCGAGGUGAUGGGGAGGAAAAUAGCCGUUGUGGAGGAGAAGCUGUGUUGGUCAGAUGCCCUGUUGUACUGCAGGGAGUACUACUGGGACCUGCUGAGCAUACGCAGUGCGCGGGAGCAGAGUGGGGUGGAGGAGGUGUUAAAAAACCUGACAGAGUUUUUUCCCACUCCUACCAGACACGUUUGGCUGGGACUGCGCAGAUAUCUAAGAGGCAGCACAUGGUUUUGGAUGUCGGGUCCCCCCAUGUACUACGUCAAAUGGGAACACCAACAUAUCUGGCAAGUCUCCAGUCCCUGUGGUGGCAUAGAGACCAGCGAGCCGUUCUACUGGAGAGAUCUUCCGUGUUGGGACAAUUUCUAUUUCAUUUGUUUGAAAGAUUUUGAGACAGGUGGGGUAAAAGCAGGGUUCUCCAGUUACGUAGUUUAACCUGUCCCUGUGGACAGGAACCAUUCCUGAAGGAAACUCAACAACCUUUCACAUCAGCUCCUAACAGUCUAUUUUUCUGUGUGGUUUAGCUUUUAACAUAAAACAUAUUCUUUCUU
Austrofundulus limnaeus is the source of this 1784-nucleotide messenger RNA. The record is from RefSeq and is a predicted model, not a curated record. NCBI's taxonomy places the organism in Eukaryota, Metazoa, Chordata, Actinopteri, Cyprinodontiformes, Rivulidae.